Thunnus maccoyii (southern bluefin tuna) is the source of this 647-nucleotide messenger RNA. It is a transcript of the gene ttc36, whose product is annotated as tetratricopeptide repeat domain 36. The record is from RefSeq and is a predicted model, not a curated record. NCBI's taxonomy places the organism in Eukaryota, Metazoa, Chordata, Actinopteri, Scombriformes, Scombridae. The transcript has 4 exons. The coding region runs from base 71 to 634 and encodes 187 amino acids. Gene Ontology annotation, biological process: cilium assembly. Gene Ontology annotation, molecular function: protein binding.
CCGCCAACCAGGACGUGGGAGGAGCCUUUGAGCCUGGAGGAUUGGAGACUGCUUGACAUGCGGUGGUAAGAUGGCCUCGGCACAUGAUAGAGCCGUACUCCAGGCUAUAUUCAACCCCACCACCCCCUUUGGAGACAUCCCUGGCCUAAACCAAGAGGAGGAAUUAAUUGAUGAUGACAGUGGCUUUGACACAGAGUUGCUGAAGCAAGUGAAAGAGUUGGAGAUGCAGGGUGUCUCAGCAGCAGAGGCUGGGGAUUUGCAAACUGCACUUCAACUGUUCAGCCAGGCAAUCCAGAUUCUGCCUCAGCGAGCCUCAGCCUAUAACAACCGGGCACAGGCCCUGCGGCUGCAGGGGAACACAGCAGGAGCCCUAAAGGAUCUGGACCAAGCCAUCUCUCUCAGCGGCAGCAAUGGGCGAACUGCCUGCCAGGCGCUCGUGCAAAGAGGCCUUUUACAUAGAUUAGCAUGCCAGGACAGUGAAGCCAGAGCAGAUUUUGAGAAAGCAGCUGCGCUUGGAAGUGAAUUUGCUCGACAACAGGCUGUGGUACUUAAUCCUUAUGCAGCCCUGUGCAACAAAAUGCUGUCAGAGGUGAUCAACCAACUACGCAACCCUGAAGUGUCUGAGAUGCAGUAAUCGCUGUAGACAA